GGUCCUUAGGGGCACAGGGGCAUGGGGUUGGCACAAGGAGUUCUACARUCUGCCCCUCCCGGUCACUCCCCGAGUUCUAGUUUUACAAUUAACAAUUAACCUCAUUAACACAAAGGACAUGGUUUCGGUCACUAAUUAGGAUGAAAUCUGAGAGUAGGUGCGAUUUUAAUCUCAUCAGUAUGAGGGGAGAUGGUAGGUAUGGAUUUUGGGCCAUAAUUAGCAUGAUAUGCAAAACAGGAUCCUGUAAGACAAGUACCCCCAACAUCAAGCAUCUUAUUUGUGACCCCUCUUCYUGAGCUUGUGCAAUUACUCCCUCGUCACUCAAAACCGCAAACGAAAAUCGGAUUUGACAGUAUCGGUUUCGGUCCAGGCCAGGCAGACCUGAAAGGUGGCUCCAUUGCGAUAGUGCGGAGGCACCUGUGGAGAUUUUGAGCRCAGAGAGCUCAUUAAACGUCAAUUCUUCAAAUGCCAUCACCGUCAUUAAAUGACAGGGUGGCGCGGGGGACAGUGAGGUGGCACAGGGGAUGCGUGGCUCACCCUCCUGCCUGCUCCAGUUACUCUGCUGUCCCUCCUCAGCUGCCGGCGGCUCACGGAGCAGAGGAACCCGUGCCACAGCGGGCUGACAGCUGGGCAAAGGUCCUGCUCUGACCUCUGUCCCCAGCGCCACCCCACGCCCAGCCAGAUCCCGCACCCGGCCAUGGAGCUGCUGGGGACACUGAGCCCCCCGUGGUGGCUCCUGCUGCUGCUGCUCCUGGGGCUGCUGAUCUGGCUCAGGCGCAGAAGCCCCUGGGACCCCCGCAAGUGUCCCACCGACCUGACAGGCAAGACAGUGAUUGUCACCGGAGCCAACAGCGGCAUCGGCAAGUGCGUGGCCAUGGACCUGGCACGCCGGAACGCCCGCACCAUCCUGGCGUGYCGGAGCCGGGAGCGGGGCCAGGCAGCCGUGGAGGAGAUCCAGGCGGCCACCGGGAACCCGGCGGUGGUGCUGCGGCUGCUGGACACCAGCUCGCUGGCCUCGGUGCGCGCCUUYGCCAGCGCCGUGCUGCGCGAGGAGCCGCGGCUGGACGUGCUGGUGAACAACGCCGGUGUCACUGGGCUGCCCUUCACCAUCACAUCAGAGGGGUUGGAGCAAACCUUCACCACCAACUACCUGGGCCCGUUCCUGCUCACCAAUCUGCUCCUGGACCUCCUGAAGGCCUCAGCGCCCGCCCGGGUGGUCAACGUGUCGUCGCUCCGGCACAGAGCGGGCACGGUUGACUGCGAGUUCCUCACGGGGCAGCGGCAGCCGGGUGGGUACGAUGCUGCCUACCGCAGCACGAAGCUGAUGAACCUGCUCUUCACCACCGAGCUGGCACAGCGCCUGCAGGGCACAGGGGUGACAGUCAACGCGAUCAGUCCCGGCGUGGUGAACACCGGCAUCAUGCGCCACUUCAGCUACACCGUGCGAGCAGUCUUCAGCCUCUUCCGGCCCUUCAUGAAGUCAGCCGAGCAGGGCGCUGCCAGCACCAUCUUCUGCGCUGUCUCGGAGGAGGCUGAGGGCAUCUCCGGGAAAUAUUUCGACAGCAACUGCCGGCUGUCGCUGCCCUCGGAGGCCGCGCGUGACACCGCGCUGGCACGGAAGCUCUGGGAGGCAUCGGAGAGGCUGACRGGACUCACCAAGCAGGACUGAGCCACCACGAUGUCACCCCUCAGCAGGGCGGGAAGGGGACACGGAUACUGCUCUGCUCCCCCUGUACCCACCCUGUGCCACUCGGGGAUGACGCAGUGCCAGCCUGAUGUGACCGUCACACUUUUAUUAAAGCCCUCGGCGCCACACGCGCCGCUACUCCCAGG
Malurus melanocephalus (red-backed fairy wren) is the source of this 1833-nucleotide messenger RNA. Its product is annotated as retinol dehydrogenase 13-like. The transcript is spliced from 6 exons. The coding region runs from base 698 to 1669 and encodes 323 amino acids. NCBI's taxonomy places the organism in Eukaryota, Metazoa, Chordata, Aves, Passeriformes, Maluridae. The record is from RefSeq and is a predicted model, not a curated record.